GUUUAAUUCCAAGCCUUUAAGGGGGACUGAUAUGGUUUCUGGCUAACAAAGAUAGUAAUAAAUAUGUUAUUAGACAAGUAAUGCAUAUAAUGAUUAGUUAGAAAUCAUGAAAAUAGAAAUAAGUGUUUAGAUACUGCUACAAUAUUUUUUUUGUUAAAAGGUUGGUAGAAUGUCAUCUAAGGAGGAUAUUGUGCACACUCACUAUUAAAAUUCUUAUUUUAAUCAAUUACAUCUUUUAAAUUUGUAAUACUAACUAAAAAAUAAUUAAUACUGCUUUUAUAUUUACAAAGUAUUAAAGGCGUAUAAACAUUUAAUAUAAGUAGGAUUUUUAACAAAAUAAGAAAAAAUCUUAACCUAAAAAAAAAAUACCAAGAGUAUAAUUAAAAUAUAAAUAGAUCAUUGUUAUUACAUAUAUAUAAACAAUUAAUAUGAUUUCAAUUAUCUUAUUGAACUUUGA
Molecule: messenger RNA, 457 nt
Organism: Paramecium sonneborni
Lineage: Eukaryota; Ciliophora; Oligohymenophorea; Peniculida; Parameciidae
Source: the annotation of a GenBank genome assembly